Xenopus laevis (African clawed frog) is the source of this 2810-nucleotide messenger RNA. It is a transcript of the gene fut8.S, whose product is annotated as fucosyltransferase 8 (alpha (1,6) fucosyltransferase) S homeolog. The record is from RefSeq and is marked provisional. Gene Ontology annotation, molecular function: glycoprotein 6-alpha-L-fucosyltransferase activity; hexosyltransferase activity; alpha-(1->6)-fucosyltransferase activity. Gene Ontology annotation, cellular component: membrane; Golgi cisterna membrane. Lineage: Eukaryota; Metazoa; Chordata; Amphibia; Anura; Pipidae. Gene Ontology annotation, biological process: glycoprotein biosynthetic process; protein O-linked glycosylation via fucose; protein N-linked glycosylation.
CCGGAGCUCGGCUUCCUGUCUGCUGCUGUGCAAGGACCGCCAUCCUACAGCCGCCCGGACACAUAAGAUAAGAUCGAGAAAAUAGACAAGAAGCUCCUGCUGAUCGCAGAGCAGCUAUGGUUGUGACGUAAGGCACCUGUUUAACCUUCAAGUUCCACUUUGCCCGACACCAGACGUGAAGCAACAGCUCUAAACUUUGGAUCCGUUUCAAGGGCUAGAAGAAAGGUUAACAGAAGAACCCAGUUACUUAGCAGAUGGAUCUCUCCCUUGGAAGGUGGUGACAGAAGGAGGUAUAAUCCCGCCGUGGCAGAGACUGCUACCAAAUCCAGCAACAUGUUUCUUUCAUGAAACGGCGCACUGUGGAUUGGAGCUGAAGAUGCGGCCAUGGACGGGCUCCUGGCGUUGGAUAAUGCUUAUCCUUUUCGCAUGGGGGACCCUACUGUUUUACAUUGGUGGGCACUUGGUGCGAGAUAAUGAAAACCCAGAUCACUCCAGCAGAGAACUCUCCAAGAUACUGGCAAAACUUGAACGACUCAAACAGCAGAAUGAGGACUUGAGACGAAUGGCUGAAUCCCUAAGGAUACCAGAAGGUCCAAUUGAACAAGGUGCUGCGGCAGGAAGGAUACGAGCAUUGGAAGAGCAGCUGUUAAAGGCCAAAGAACAAAUAGAGAUGUACAAGCAGCAGUCCAGCAAUGCUGUUUCAGGCCUGGGAAAAGACCAUGAACUUUUAAGAAGAGCUAUUGAAAAUGGAGCCAAGGAAUUCUGGUACUUUGUCCAAAGUGAGGUUAAGAAGUUAAAGCAUUUGGACAAGAACGAACUCCAAAAGCAUGUAGACGAGAUAUUGAUCAACAUGGGACAUCAACAAAGGUCGGUGAUGACAGAUCUCUACUACCUCAGUCAGACAGAUGGCGCAGGCGACUGGCGUGAGAGAGAGGCCAAAGAUUUGACAGAUCUAGUACAAAGAAGAAUCACCUAUCUACAGAACCCCAAGGAUUGCAGCAAAGCGAAGAAGCUUGUUUGUAAUAUCAACAAGGGCUGCGGGUAUGGCUGCCAGCUCCACCAUGUUGUCUACUGCUUUAUGAUUGCCUAUGGUACGCAAAGAACCCUCAUUCUGGAGUCCCAGAGCUGGAGGUAUGCCACUGGUGGAUGGGAAACCGUUUUUAAACCUGUCAGCGACACCUGCACGGAUAGAUCUGGUUCUUCUACAGGACACUGGGCAGGUGAAGCAAAUGAUAAGAAUGUCCAAGUUGUGGAGUUACCCAUUGUUGACAGCCUGCAUCCACGGCCACCUUACCUACCUCUCGGCGUACCAGAAGACCUAGCUGACCGCUUAAUACGUCUGCACGGUGAUCCUGCGGUGUGGUGGGUCUCACAGUUUGUCAAGUAUUUGAUUCGGCCGCAGCUUUGGCUGGAGAAGGAGAUUGAAGAAGCAACCAAAAAGCUCGCCUUCAAGCAUCCAGUCAUUGGUGUUCACGUCAGGAGGACGGAUAAAGUUGGAACCGAAGCAGCUUUCCACCCGAUUGAAGAAUACAUGGUGCAUGUCGAGGAACAUUUCCAACUGCUUGCUCGCAGGAUGCAGAUAGACAAGAAACGCAUUUACCUGGCAACAGAUGACCCCACACUGUUGCAGGAGGCCAAAGCCAAAUAUCCCCAAUAUGAGUUUAUUAGUGAUAACUCCAUUUCCUGGUCAGCUGGUCUGCAUAAUCGCUACACUGAAAAUUCUCUCCGGGGCGUUAUACUCGAUAUCCACUUUCUGUCGCAAGCAGACUUUCUUGUGUGCACCUUCUCCUCCCAGGUGUGCAGAGUGGCCUAUGAAAUCAUGCAGACUCUCCACCCCGAUGCGUCAGCCUAUUUCCACUCCCUAGAUGAUAUUUAUUACUUUGGCGGACAAAACGCUCACAACCAAGUGGCAAUAUAUCCCCACCAGCCACAGAAUGCAGAUGAAAUCCCCUUGGAACCUGGAGACAUUAUUGGGGUGGCCGGAAAUCACUGGGACGGCUACUCAAAGGGCAUUAACCGCAAGUUAGGCAGGACCGGUCUUUACCCAUCGUACAAAGUCAAGGAAAAAAUAGAGACAAUCAAAUAUCCAUCAUACCAAGAAGCCGCAAAAUAGAUGUCACCCAUUGACUGAACAAUGUGCCAACUAUAAAUGAAAUCAGAAGGGACAAUAACUUGCCGUUUUAAUUUAUAUUUUAAAUAAAAGGAAGCUAUUUUACCUUAAACAUGUCCGAGAGUGACACUGCUGAAAUUUGGAACUCCAUAUACUACCCUGGAGACUUGUCCUGUUGAGUACAAGAUGGAAGAGACGUCCCUGCUGUCCAUGCAGCCACUCUGAUUGGUUAAUAGAGCUCAAUGCUCAUCUUCUGCCAACUCGCCGACAUUUCAACAUUGCCAUACCGGGCAAUUUCGAGGGCGGAACUAUGUUUUAUACGUGCAAGAUUUUAAAUGGUGCCUGUGAUCCAUGGGUUGCCUGUGAUAAGAGCCAGGUGCAGCGUUUAAGUACUGUGCAGUUGUUAUUCGUCCUUUAUUAGCAUUCCAAGAACCGGAAACACUCCAGUCAAAGAGUCCAAAUGAAGUUAGAAUAUUUUGGUUAAGGAACCUUGUUUUUGGGGGUGAGUCACGUGUUGAGAUUCACACCAUGAUAAGCCAAGAUACGAUCCACCAAGAAGGAGAAGUCAUUCUGACUUUGCUACGAGAGUUUUCCUUUGUUUUUGUUUUGUUUUUUUAAAACCUCCAUGAACUGAUUCUUAUAAAGGUGUUUCUUGGCAUUGUCUUUGAUAACAAACAAUUAAAUAAUACCAAGAAAAAAA